Messenger RNA from Syzygium oleosum, 1509 nucleotides. RefSeq lists its product as uncharacterized. Gene Ontology annotation, molecular function: protein binding. The transcript is spliced from 9 exons. NCBI's taxonomy places the organism in Eukaryota, Viridiplantae, Streptophyta, Magnoliopsida, Myrtales, Myrtaceae. The record is from RefSeq and is a predicted model, not a curated record. The coding region runs from base 11 to 1339 and encodes 442 amino acids.
CGGACCGAGCAUGUCCAAUCAAGUGGACGAAGUAGAUUACAUGGCGGAGGAGAGAGAGGCCGAUGACUUUAUCGAUGAAAUGGAUGAAGAAAACAAUGGUGGAGCUGGUGGCAACAUUCCUGAUGCAUAUGACAUGCUCACUAAGAUCACGGAUACAUCUGCCGUGCAAGCAAGAAACGGGAAAGACAUCCAGGGUAUUCCGUGGGAGAGACUGAACAUAACCAGAGACAAGUACAGGUUAACAAGGAUUCAACAGUACAAAAAUUACGUGAAUGUACCGGAACCUGCAAUUAUUGCAGAUAAGGAGUACAAACAAGUGGAGAAGGGCGCCAAUUACUAUGAUUUCUUUUACAACACGAGAGUAGUUAAGCCUACAAUACUUCAUUUUCAGCUCAGAAACUUAGUGUGGGCUACUUCGAAACAUGAUGUUUAUCUGAUGUCGAACUACUCGGUCAUGCAUUGGUCUUCAUUGACUCUCAAUUUGAAGGAGAUUCUCAAUUUCGCUGGACAUGUACAACCUACCGAGAAACAUGCAGGAACUCUGCUGGAAGGCUUUACGCAGACACAGAUCAGUACUUUGGUAGUCAAGGAUAAUUUCCUUGUAGCAGGUGGCUUCCAGGGAGAGAUUUUCUGUAAGAGCUUGGACAGAAAAGGAGUGAGCUUCUGUGCAAGGACCACAGAUGAUGAUAAUGCAAUAACAAACGCCAUUGAAAUUUAUGACAGCCUGAGCAGGGGUGGGAUGCAUUUUAUGGCAGCCAAUAAUGACUGUAGCAUAAGAGAAUAUGAUAUGGAGAGAUUUCAAGUUGUCAAUCACUUGUGGUAUCCAUGGCCCGUAAAUCAUACAUCAAUCAGCCCGGACCGUAGAUUGACUGUGGUUGUCGGCGAUCAUGUAGAUGGGUUGCUGGUGGACGCACAAAAUGGAAAGAGCAUCGCUAAAUUAACUGGCCAUCAAGAUUACUCCUUCACUUCAGCAUGGCACCCGGACGGACGGGUUUUCGCCACGGGGAAUCAGGACAAGACUUGCCGAGUAUGGGACAUAAGAAACCUGAAAUCACCGAUCGCCAGUCUCAAGGGUAACCUCGGAGCCAUCCGAUCGAUCAAAUUCUCAUCUGACGGUCAAUUCAUGGUGAUGGCUGAGCCAGCGGACUUUGUGCACGUGUACAGUACAAAAGCAGACUACAACAAGAGACAAGAGAUCGACUUUUUCGGGGAGAUCUCGGGCGUUUCCUUGAGCCCAGAUGAUGAGUCGCUGUACAUCGGUAUCUGGGAUCGGACUUAUGCGAGCCUGCUUCAGUAUAAUAGACGGCACACCUACAGAUACCUCGACUGCUUUCGAUAACUUGCAUGUUAAUUCGGACUGACUGGAUUUACACCCAUGCAUUUUUCUUUUUGGUUGAGCUCUAGUUCCUAACGAUCCGAUACGGUAGGAUGAGUAAUUUCAAAGCGCGAAUGCGGAAAAAUGUAAAUGAAUGUUAAUGAUUGCUUGAGAGUAAUCUUUUCCAUGGUGAA